AUGGUCGUACUGCUGGUGCUGGGCCUGGUGCUCAGCCUUGCCAAUGCGCAGUUCGGCCAGGAUUUCACGGUGCAGAGGAACCACAACAUGGCCAGGAUUUCCGGGGACUGGAACUCUCUUUUCAUGGCCUCAGAUAACAUGACGCGGAUUAGAGAAAACGGAGACCUGAGGCUCUUCAUCCGGAAGAUCAAUAUCUUAAAGAACGGCAGCCUGAAGUUUGACUUCCAUUUUAUGGUACAAGGAGAAUGUGUAGCUGUGACCAUGGUCUGUGAAAAGACAGAGACCAACGGGGAAUUCACCGUUGCUUACGAGGGGGAAAACAGGGUGUGGCUCUCGGAGACUGACUACAGAAUGUACGUCAUCUUCUACAUGGAGAACAUAAAGAAUGGGACCAAGACCCACGUGCUGGCACUCUAUGGACGCAUCCCAAAGUUUGAGAAGUCUUACCUGAAAAGAUUUGAAAACAUCUGCAAAAAAUAUGGGCUGGAUUCACAAAAUAUCAUCGACUUGAUAGACCAAGGUAGGCGCCCUGCUUUGGCCCAGAAAGGGUCCAGAGAAGGCAGAAUUGCAGCGUGGUGUGCCUGGCACAGACGACCUGAGGAUUGGGAUGGGGAGUCAGGGGAGGCUCAGCAAGCCAUCUGA
Molecule: messenger RNA, 642 nt
Organism: Arvicola amphibius (Eurasian water vole)
Lineage: Eukaryota; Metazoa; Chordata; Mammalia; Rodentia; Cricetidae
Gene: Lcn9
Product: lipocalin 9
Exons: 5
Coding region: 1-642 (213 amino acids)
Molecular function (GO): small molecule binding
Source: RefSeq, a predicted model, not a curated record